This is a messenger RNA of Sciurus carolinensis (gray squirrel), 7499 nucleotides long. It is a transcript of the gene Prr12, whose product is annotated as proline rich 12. Lineage: Eukaryota; Metazoa; Chordata; Mammalia; Rodentia; Sciuridae. The record is from RefSeq and is a predicted model, not a curated record. The transcript has 14 exons. Bases 450 to 6671 code for a protein of 2073 amino acids.
UUGUGCAAAGAUGGCUGCACCGUGAGCGCAGAGGAGGAGGAGGCGGCGGCGGCGGCGGCGAGAGAGCGAGCACCCAGCGCCUGCACCCACCCCGGGGCCGCCCGGGACGCCCCCUCCCGAGCGCGCUCCCCCUCUUCUCUCUUGCAAGCGCGGGGGCAAAGGCGGAGACAGCGGGGUCCCUCCCCCCCUUUCCCUCCUCCAGGGGGAACCCCCCUUCCCCCCUUCUUGGCUCAGCGGCUGCACCCUCUCCCUUGCCCGCCCCUCGGUCCCUGCCCCCUCCCUCCCCCGCCCGGGGCCUUCCCGGGCCUUCGGCGGCUGCAAAGAAAAAGAGCGAGAGAAAAGGGGGAAAAAAAAAAGCAGCGGAGGGAGCGGCGGCGGAGGAGAGCGCGCGCGCGCCCCCUCCUUUCCCCCUCCCUCCCCCUCCCCCCAAUUUCCACCGCGGCCAAUUCAUGGACAGGAACUACCCCAGCGCCGGCUUCGGGGACCCGCUCGGCGCCGGGGCGGGAUGGAGUUACGAGAGGUCAGCGAAAGCUAGCUUGGUCUAUGGCAGCUCCAGGACCUCGCACCCCGAGACGGACAUCUUACACCGCCAGGCCUAUGCGGCCCCCCACCCACUGCAAAGCUAUGCCACCAACCACCACCCGGCAGGCCUCUCUGGACUCUUCGACACUGGCCUCCACCACGCAGGCUCAGCAGGGCCCGACGCCUCCGUCAUGAACCUCAUUUCUGCCCUGGAGUCCCGGGGCCCCCAGCCAGGCCCCUCUGCCUCCUCUCUCCUCUCCCAGUUCCGUAGUCCUUCCUGGCAAACAGCCAUGCACACACCAGGCCCCACGGAGCUCUUCAUCUCGGGUGCCCUACCGGCUUCCAGCACCUUUCCGUCCUCCUCUGCCCUGUCUGCCUACCAGCACCCAGCUUCCUUCGGCAGCCGUCCCUUUCCAGUACCUUCAUCCCUCAGCCUCCAGGACCCCCCAUUCAGUCCUCCUGCUAAUGGGCUCCUGUCCCCUCAUGAUGUGCUGCACCUGAAGCCCUCGCAGGCACCCACGGUACCCUCCUCGUUGGGCUUUGAGCGCCUGGCAGGGGGUGGUGUGCUGGGGCCUGCUGGCCUUGGCCCGGCCCAGACUCCCCCUUACCGCCCUGGCCCCCCAGAUCCACCCCCACCUCCCCGCCACCUCCCCACUCAGUUCAAUCUGCUGGCUUCCUCUUCCGCUGCCGCCGCUGCUGCCGCUGAACAGUCCUCCCCACAGCUCUACAACUUCUCGGGUGCUGCCCCAGGCCCACCGCCCCCUGAGCGGGCUCUGCCCCGCCAGGACACCGUCAUCAAGCACUACCAGCGACCAGCCAGUGCCCAGCCCCCACCACCUCCGCCACCAGCCCAUGCCCUGCAGCACUACCUGAGUUGUGGAGGCAGCUACCCCUCCAUGGGCCACCGGGCCAACUUGGCCUGCAGUCCCCUGGGGGGUGGGGAGCCUUCCCCGGGCGCUGGUGAACCUAGCAAGGCAGGUCCCAGUGGAGCCACGGCUGGAACGUCAGGUCGGGCCACGGGCCCUGAGGCAGCUGGGGGAGGUGGGGCUGGGGGUGGUGGUGGAGGUUACCGCCCCAUCAUUCAGUCGCCCGGUUAUAAGACAGGCAAAGGUGGUUAUGGAGCAGCUGCUGGGGGUGCCACCAGGCCCCCACCACCUCGCUCAACUGCCACACCUAAAUGCCAGAGCCUGGGUGGGCCAGCAGCAGCCUAUGCCACUGGGAAGACCUCUGGGGCGGGUGGGGCUGGGGGCCAGGCCUAUUCUCCUGGUCAGCCCCAAGGGCUCCUGGGACCACAGGCCUAUGGGCAGGGGUUUGGAGGGGGUCAAGCACAGGACUUGAGCAAAGGGCCCAGUUACUCAGGGGGUCCUCCACAGCCCCCUAGUGGCCCACCACCUCCUGGCCUAGCCACAUGUCAGAGUUACUCUCCAGAUCAGCUGCAGGGGCAACUCUACGGGGUGCAGGGAGAGCCUUACCCAGGCCCAGCUGCCCACUCCCAAGGGUUGCCCACAGCCAGCCCCUCGCUCAGCUAUAGUACCGGUCAUUCCCCAGCACUCUCAGGCCAUGGAGGUGGCUGGGGACCCAGCUCCUUGGGAGGUGGUGGGGAGGCCAGCCCUUCUCACAUCAUCCGUCCUCUCCAGUCGCCUCCUGCUACCGGCCGCCCGCCUGGAGUCGGCUCUCCAGGAGCCCCUGGCAAAUACCUGAGCUCAGUUUUGGCCUCAGCCCCGUUCCUGGCUCCCCCAGGAGCUGGUAGCUAUGCAACUGGAGCAGGUGGCUACAAGGGCAAGGGCGAUGGCUCUGAGCUGCUGGCCGGCCCUGGUGGGCCUCCUGCUGAGCGCACUGAGGAUGAGGAGUUCCUUAUCCAGCACCUCCUGCAGGCCCCCAGCCCACCUCGGACCUCAGGGGCAGAUGGCUUGGUGGGCGAGGAUGGGGCAGCAGAUGCCUCCAAGGGACUUGGGGGCAGUGGCGGAGCUGGGGGACCGCCAGGCACACCCUACGAGUUGGCCAAGGAAGACCCUCAGAGGUACCACUUGCAGAGUGUUAUCCGAACCAGCGCCAGCCUGGACGAAGGUGCCACUGCAGCCCUGGAGUUGGGCCUGGGGAGGCUGAAGGAGAAGAAGAAAGGGCCAGAACGGGCUGGCGAGACCCCUGAGGGACUGGCCACCUCAGUUGUCCACUAUGGGGCAGGAGCCAAGGAGCUGGGGGCCUUCUUGCAGAAGAGUCCACCACCCCCACCUCCUACUGCCCAGCCAGCCCAGCCCACCCCCCAUGGCCUCCUCCUGGAGGCUGGAGGCCCUGACCUCCCACUGGUGCUGCCUCCACCUCCCCCCCAGCUGCUCCCCUCAGUCCUCAGCCAUGCCCCUAGCCCCUCUCCCAGUGCCCCCAAAGUUGGUGUCCACCUCCUUGAACCAACCACCCGUGAUGGGGCACCCCAGCCACCCCCACCCCCACCUCCACCACCCAUACCCCUCCAGCUUGAGGCCCACCUGCGCAGCCAUGGCCUGGAGCCUGCAGCCCCCAGCCCUCGUCUCCGACCGGAGGAGAGCCUGGAGCCUCCAGGUGCCAUGCAAGAAUUGCUCGGGGCUCUGGAGCCACUGCCCCCAGGGCCUGGGGACACCGGUGUGGGCCCACCUAACUCGGAGGGCAAGGAUCCUGCGGGUGCCUAUCGAAGCCCCAGCCCACAAGGCCCCAAGGCCCCUCGCUUUGUGCCGCUCACCUCCAUCUGCUUCCCUGACUCUUUGCUCCAGGAUGAGGAGCGCAGCUUCUUCCCCACCAUGGAGGAGAUGUUUGGUGGCGGGGCAGCAGAUGACUAUGGCAAGACUGGGCAGCCAGAGGACGAGGGUGAUCCCAAGGCUGGUGCUGGCCCACCUCCAGGCCCCCCCACCUAUGACCCUUAUGGGCCCUACUGCCCGGCUCGGGCAUCUGGAGCUGGGCCUGAGACACCAGGCCUGGGUCUGGACCACAACAAGCCCCCAGAGCUGCCCUCCACGGUCAACGCUGAGCCACUGGGCCUGAUCCAGAGUGGGCCGCACCAGGCGGCGCCCCCACCCCCACCUCCUCCCCCACCGCCUCCACCACCUGCCUCGGAGCCCAAGGGUGGCCUCACCUCGCCCAUUUUCUGCUCAACCAAGCCAAAGAAGCUGCUCAAGACGUCCUCUUUCCACCUGCUGCGACGCCGCGACCCACCCUUCCAGACUCCCAAGAAGCUGUAUGCCCAGGAGUAUGAGUUUGAGGCCGAUGAGGACAAGGCUGAUGUGCCCGCAGACAUUCGCCUCAAUCCCCGGCGCCUGCCUGACCUGGUUUCCAGCUGCCGCUCCCGGCCGGCCCUGUCACCCCUGGGUGACAUCGACUUCUGCCCACCUAACCCAGGCCCUGAUGGCCCUCGGCGCCGAGGCCGCAAGCCCACCAAGGCGAAGCGAGAUGGUCCUCCCCGGCCCCGUGGUCGGCCCCGGAUCCGCCCACUGGAGGUCCCCACCACUGCUGGGCCAGCCUCAGCCUCCACAACCAGUGAUGGGGCCAAGAAACCACGGGGCAGAGGCCGGGGUAGGGGAAGAAAGGCUGAGGAGGCUGGGGGCACCCGGCUGGAGCCCCUGAAGCCACUUAAGAUCAAGUUGUCUGUGCCCAAGGCUGGUGAGGGGCUGGGAGCCUCGUCAGGUGAUGCCAUGUCAGGUGCUGACCACAACAGCCUGGACUCAAGCCUGACCCGGGAGAAGAUCGAGGCCAAGAUCAAAGAGGUGGAGGAGAAGCAACCAGAGAUGAAGUCAGGCUUCAUGGCCUCCUUCCUGGACUUCCUCAAGUCAGGCAAGCGUCACCCACCACUGUACCAAGCAGGCCUGACGCCCCCACUCAGUCCCCCCAAGAGCGUGCCACCUUCUGUGCCAGCCCGAGGCCUGCAGCCCCAGCCGCCUGCUGCACCCACCGUGCCACACCCACCACCUGCUGGCGCCUUUGGGCUGGGGGGUGCUCUGGAGGCCGCGGAGAGUGAGGGGCUGGGGCUGGGCUGCCCUUCUCCCUGCAAGCGACUGGAUGAGGAGCUGAAGCGGAACCUUGAGACACUGCCCUCUUUCUCCUCGGAUGAGGAAGACUCUGUGGCCAAGAACCGGGACCUACAGGAGAGCAUCUCGUCAGCCAUUUCUGCCCUUGAUGACCCACCCCUCGCUGGGCCUAAGGACACUUCCACCCCAGAGGGGCCGCCCUUGACCACUGCAUCUGCAGUCCCGGGGCCACCCCCUCUCCCUGGGCUCCCCAGUACCAACAGCAAUGGCACACCUGGUGAGCUCCAAGAAGAGCCCCCGUUGCUGGAGGAGAAACCCCCACCCUCCCCGCCUCCUGCCCCGGCGCCUCAGCCUCAGCCUCAGCCUCAGCCUCAGCCUCAGCCUCAACCUCAACCUCAGCCUCAACCUCAACCUCAACCUCAACCUCAACCUCCACCUCCACCACCCCCGCCUCCACCAGCGCCAGCGCCAGCCCCAGCCCCAGCCCUGCCCUCACCACCCCCACUGGUGGCCCCUGUGGCCAGCUCACCGCCUCCACCACAGCCACCACCGCAGCCAGCCCUGCCCUCGCCGCCGCCACCCCCACCCCCACCAGUUGCUGCCCUACCAGUUGCCCCUCCUGAGGAACCCGCUGCCCCGUCUCCUGAGGACCCUGAGCCGCCAGAUGCCCGGCCCCUGCACCUGGCCAAGAAGCAGGAGACAGCAGCUGUGUGUGGGGAGACCGAUGAGGAGGCUGGCGAGAGCGGCGGAGAGGGCAUCUUCAGGGAGCGGGACGAGUUUGUCAUCCGUGCUGAAGAUAUCCCUUCGCUCAAGCUGGCACUGCAGACAGGGCGCGAGCCCCCACCCAUCUGGCGAGUUCAGAAGGCGCUUCUGCAGAAAUUCACUCCAGAGAUCAAGGAUGGCCAGAGGCAGUUUUGUGCCACCAGUAACUAUUUGGGGUAUUUUGGUGAUGCGAAAAACCGGUACCAGCGCCUCUACGUAAAGUUUCUGGAAAACGUCAACAAGAAGGAUUACGUGAGGGUCUGUGCUCGGAAACCGUGGCACCGGCCCCCAGUGCCAGUCAGGCGCUCGGGGCAGGCGAAGGGCCCUCCAUCUGCAGGGGGCAGUGCUGCGCCUCUACCCAAGACCCCAGCACCACCUCCCAAGCCUGAGACCCCCGAGAAGGCAACAUCUGAGAAGCCCCCAGAGCAGAUGCCAGAGACAGCAGUCCCUGAGUCCCCUGCCCCUGAGAAGCCGUCCCCACCACGACCUGUGGAGAAGGAGAAGGAGAAGGAGAAGGAGAGGGUGACGCGGGGGGAGCGGCCAUCACGAGGCGAGCGGGCCACAGGCGGGCGGCAGGCACGGCCCGAGCGGAGCCUCACCACAGGACAGCCUGCCACCUCCCGGCUGCCCAAGGCGCGGCCCACCAAAGUCAAGGCUGAGCCCCCGCCUAAGAAGAGGAAGAAGUGGCUGAAGGAGGCUGCGGGCAAUGCCUUGGCUGGUGGGGGCCCACCAGGCAGCUCCUCCGACUCAGAGUCGUCCCCUGGCGCCCCCAGCGAGGAUGAGCGGGCUGUACCAGGGCGUCUGUUAAAGACCCGGGCAAUGCGUGAGAUGUACCGGAGCUACGUGGAGAUGUUGGUGAGCACAGCCCUCGACCCAGACAUGAUCCAGGCCCUGGAAGACACACAUGAUGAGCUGUACCUGCCACCCAUGCGGAAGAUCGAUGGCCUCCUGAACGAGCACAAGAAAAAAGUCCUGAAGCGGCUGUCACUGAGCCCGGCCCUGCAGGACGCCCUGCACACAUUCCCACAGCUGCAAGUAGAGCAGAGUGGGGAAGGCUCCCCCGAGGAGGGGGCGGUGCGGCUGCGGCCGGCUGGGGAACCCUACAACCGCAAGACGCUCAGCAAGCUCAAGAGGAGUGUGGUCCGAGCCCAGGAGUUCAAGGUUGAGCUGGAGAAAUCGGGAUACUACACACUCUACCAUUCACUCCACCACUAUAAAUACCACACCUUCCUGCGCUGCCGGGACCAGACCCUGGCCAUCGAGGGCGGUGCGGAGGACCUGGGCCAGGAGGAGGUGGUCCAGCAGUGUAUGCGGAACCAGCCAUGGCUGGAGCAGCUCUUUGACUCCUUCAGCGACCUGCUGGCCCAAGCACAGGCCCACAGCCGCUGCGGGUGACCCCACCCCACUUGGGGAGGGCACCUCCUCCCUGAACCGAAAAUUGUUACAGAACUGUGUCCUCAGGAGCUAACCCCUGGGCUCCGUUGCUGCCGGGAUACGGGGGGACACUGGUCAGGGUGUGUCCAUGCUGCACCCCCAGGGCAGGGUUCAGAGUUUGACUACCCCCUCUCCCGAGCCCUCUCUACUCCCUCCCCAUUCCUCCCACUGUUCGGUGUACAGAGAAAUUAUUUAUAUAUAUGUAUAAAUGUCUAUUUAGUAACGGUUUCCCUCUCCCCUUGUCCCAAUCCUCCACCUCCAUGGCCAUAGCCCCGCCCCCUCCACCUUGUACAUAAUGUAUAGGAAAAGUCUAUGUAUGGUUGAGGGGGGUGGGGUGGCUUCAGAGUGCUGGGGGAACCCCUCCCUCCCAAGCCCCUCAUACAGGCCAAGAUCUUUGCUAAAGGCCAUUCCCUCCCCAGGGCAUUCAGCGAUGGGUGGGAUGGGGAAAACGCAUCUUGUUAAUUAUUUUUAAUCUUAUUUAUUGUACAUACCUGGGGCAGGGUGGGGCUGGGGAGGUGGAGGGGGGAGAAGGUCCCUACCCUCUACCCCUCCCACUCCUUUUCUACAGCAGUUUGUCUGUGUCUGUCCCUCACCCACAGCCCCCUCCCAUUGUCAUCUGAAUGUGGUUCUAUUUUUUAAUCAGUCCCUCUUCCCUUCCUCCGCCCUCUGUCCUGGUCCCCACCCUUCCCCCACCACCCCUAGUCUCUUGCUCUUUCUUGGGCUUCUGUACAACUCACCUUGUAUACACUGUGUACACACAACCAGCCAAACAAAACCCAACGGCAAACA